AUGUCCCGAAAUGUUUGGAAAUAUAUCGUCAGCAUUCUCAUCUUGUUCGGCCUCAUCUUCCUGCUGCGCAGCAUCACCAUUGAGCAGAACUGGAACUACCAGAGAGUACCGCCACUGUACAAGGUCCAGAACUGGAUCCAGUCAUCAAACCUCUAUGGAAGCCUCUUAAGGUUUCACCGUAAUCGCACCUGUCCACAUCUGGGCCAGCCGCCAUCAUCUGAAGAAGAGCUGGAGGAACGCAACCUGUUGGACUCCAUCGAUUGGCCCCAGCCGCCGUCUGGCUCCGCACCGCCCGCCCUGACCCAGACGAGUGACCCGGCCCACAGCCUGUUUACAAUCGUCCCCUCCCAAAACGGACAGCGUUGGUACGUGGGCGACCAGCUGGAAGUGCAAGUCCACCUGCACGACUUCAAUGGCCGACAUAAGCGCUACGGCGGAGAUUUGCUGUUGGCUCGGUUGCACUCCCCAAAAUACAAAGCGGGCGUGGCCGGGCAGGUGCUGGACCACAAGAACGGACUUUAUUCCGCUCGAUUCCCGCUUCUGUGGGAGGGCUCGGCUCAGGUCGGGCUCACCAUGGUGCACUCGAGCGAGGCCGUCGCCGUGUUGCGGCGGAUGAGGGAGAAACAGCCUGAUCGGGUGUACUUCUCCAGCAUCUUUCGCCGAGGCAGUCAUUCUGAGAAGAUGGAGUGCAACGUGUGCCUGCUUCAAGACAAGGGGCCGCUGUGCAACUUCACGGACCCUCACUCCGGCGAUCAGUGGUACUGCUACAAGCCCAAAAUGCUCAGCUGCGACACCAGAAUCGACCACGCCAUUGGAGGCUACCUCGAAAACCUCAUCACCAAAAAGGAAUCUUUGCUUUUUAAAAGUGACGUAAACCUCAAGGUUCCCAUCCACGCUUCCACAACAGACACCAUCAAUGUGCUGCCUGCGAGGAACGAAAGCAGCAGUCAAAAACCAGGUCCCGUGCAGCUGGGGACGUCUGGGUACUACUACCAGGACUCGUGGAGGCCAUUUGGCGGCAUCACCAUGCGGCGAUUUGACGAGGCGUCUGCCAUCACAAAGUGUUUGACCAACAAGCUGGUCUACAUGUACGGCGACUCCACCCUGCGUCAGUGGUUCGAGUACCUCCUCACCGUGCUUCCAGAGCUGAAAGAAUUCAAUUUGCAGAGUCCAAAAAAGGUGGGACCCUUAAUGGCGGUGGACAGCACCCACAACAUCCUGCUCGAGUACCGCUUCCACGGCCCACCCACCCGCAUCCAGCCCAUCAGGGUCAGCAAGUUGCGCUACAUCGCCAACGAGCUGGACGGCCUGGCCGGCGGUCCCGACACGGUGGUGGCGCUCGGCAUCUGGGCUCACUUCAGCACCUACCCCGUGGAGGUGUACGUACGGCGCCUCCGGCACAUCCGCAAGGCGGUAGUACGACUCCUGGAUCGGGCGCCGGAGACGGUGGUGGUGGUCCGAACGGCCAACCCUCAGGCCCUGACCCAGGAUUUCAUCCUGUUUAAGAGCGACUGGUUUUCGCUGCAGCUGGACGUGGUGCUGCGCGUCAUGUUCAAGGGUCUCGACGUUCUGCUGGUGGACGCCUGGCAGAUGUGCUUGGCGCACCCGUACCACCCUCAUGACCUGCAUCCUCCUCGGACAAUUGUCCAGAACAUGGUAGACAUGAUGUUGUCCCACGUUUGUCGUGACGGGACAAAGAAGAUUGUUUGAUUUUCAUAAAUCGAAUCAGGUUGAAAGUACAAAACUGUAUACGGCCUCACUGAAAAGGGAAAAAAAAGAC
This is a messenger RNA of Phycodurus eques (leafy seadragon), 1780 nucleotides long. Its product is annotated as NXPE family member 3-like. The transcript is spliced from 5 exons. The record is from RefSeq and is a predicted model, not a curated record. Lineage: Eukaryota; Metazoa; Chordata; Actinopteri; Syngnathiformes; Syngnathidae. Bases 1 to 1710 code for a protein of 569 amino acids.